CUUUUAAUACCACAUAUUUGACUGCAAUGUGUCUUUUGGACUAAUAAUAGAUUUAUGGUGCUAUAAAAUCUUGAGCUUCUUGCAGUAUUAUUUGAGGUCAGGGGGAUGUAAAUUUGGAAAAUCGUGUAAAUAUAACCACACUAGAGGAAAGACUUCUGCAGCACCAUUAGCACCAGUUCUAGAGUUUAACUUUGUUGGUCUUCCAAUCUGAGUGGGUGAGAAAGAAUGUCCAUAUUACAUGCGAUAUCCAGAACAUCUGCCAUUUCUGUCAAGGUCUGCUGCUAUUUUCCGGGAGUGUUUUGAUCCUAUUGUAGCAAAAUCUGGUCGUGAUUUGAUUCCUAUUAUGGUGUAUGGAAGAAACAUUUCUGGUCAAGAGUUUGGAGGAAUGUACUGUGUAGUUUUAACUGUGAGGUCUAUUGUUGUAUCAGCUGGUCUUCUUAGGAUAUUUGGUCGUGAGGUAGCCGAGCUUCCCAUAGUGGCGAAAACUAGAGAACACCAAGGGAAAGUAGGAACAAAUGAAACUUUGAUUUUUUUUCUUCUUCUUAAGCUAUUUCCAAGUAUUAUUUUCAUGUAUAGAGAAGUUGUUGGUUUCCCUGAAUGUGGAAAACUUUAA
Molecule: messenger RNA, 613 nt
Organism: Humulus lupulus (European hop)
Lineage: Eukaryota; Viridiplantae; Streptophyta; Magnoliopsida; Rosales; Cannabaceae
Exons: 6
Coding region: 239-613 (124 amino acids)
Source: RefSeq, a predicted model, not a curated record